This is a messenger RNA of Vitis vinifera (wine grape), 2608 nucleotides long. RefSeq lists its product as uncharacterized. The coding region runs from base 104 to 1057 and encodes 317 amino acids. NCBI's taxonomy places the organism in Eukaryota, Viridiplantae, Streptophyta, Magnoliopsida, Vitales, Vitaceae. The record is from RefSeq and is a predicted model, not a curated record. The transcript is spliced from 4 exons.
CUGUUUUUUCAAUAUUUCAUUAGUGAUAAUAUGCCUCCCUGAAAUUCAAACGCGUGGAAGAGGAUAAGCCAAAAUCCUCGCAAGGUCGGGAGACUCUACGCCCAUGGCAGCGACAAUCAAUUCCUCCGUAUUGUCUUGUCGAAGCCCCAGAAGCAUACCCACAAACAUCUUUUGCGUUGCAUAUCCAACUUGCACCAAGGCAUUCAACAGAGCUUCUGCAGUGUCUCGAGCUGUAUUUGUGAAAUGCAGCUCAGAAGAGAGUGAAAAUGGUGGUUUCAAGGAGGCGUUGUCUGGUAUGGUGGGCAAGCAAGUGGAGGAACUUUUGAACCGGGAAGAGAACAGGGUUUUGUUGGAGGGGUUGGAGAAGGCGUCGCAGAGAGUGGAGAAGGCGAGGAGGGAGCUGGCUGAGAUUGAAAAGCAAGAGAUUGAAGCUAAGCAGUUGAGGAAUUACAUCGAGCAGCUUGAAGGCAGAAGCUCCGAGAUUGCAGAAUGCCAGAGGGAAAUAUUAGAAGCGAGAGCAAAGGUUGAAGAGGCAGAGCGCUCUCUGUCAAUAAACAUGGGUGAAGAUGGAGAUAGAGCUAGUUUCUUGGAAACAGAAAGCAAGGAAAUUAACAAAGAAGAGGAGAGAUUAGAGUCAGUAAAAGCAGCACUUGUUUCUGCCAUAGUUGGUACCUUUGCAGGGCUUCCCAUAUUCUUAACUCAGGUGACCAGCAGUUCUCAGCUGUUACUCCCUUUGGCAAUCAACUUUGUCAGCUGUGCAUUGUUUGGGAUUACCUUCCGAUAUACAAUAAGAAGAGACUUGGACAACAUUCAGCUAAAGACAGGGACAUCUGCAGCUUUUGGCUUUGUUAAAGGUCUUGCUACACUUGGGGGAGGAUCACCUUUGGAAUUGGACGCUGGAAGCUUCUUGUCACAUGCUUUUGAUGGUGUCCUAUGCCUGAUCAAGGGAACUAUAUGGCCGCCGGGUCAGGCAGAUGUUGAGACCAUUAUAGUGGUGAGAUUCAAACUUCUGAAUGAUUUUGAGACAAAUGGAGGCAGUGGUGGUGAAGAGAGGUAGAUCUUUGGAGAAAUCUCGGAGAAGCUUGUGGAGUGCCGUUGACUGACACGUGAUGAUCACCAUCCAGUGGUGGCGUGUCUCUAGUUCCUGAAGAACUAUGUUGUUGAUGUUACCAACAUCAGCGACAAUUCCCGCACACCUGAAAACAUCAUAUCCAGAAGUUUCAAUGAUUGUUGACCAUAGUAUGUCUUUGAUGUAGUCUGAACUUGGGCUGUUUGUAUUGAGGAAUAAAACCUUGUGAAAGAGAGUGCUGCCAUUGGGAAGGUUCAAACUGAUGCUGGCAAAAUCAUCUGGGAAAUCAGAAUUGUUCCUCUUCUUUCCCUUUCCCCAGCCGUCGGUUGAUAACUGGAAAAACAUGGCAUCUUGGAGUUUGCUCUUAGUCUGAACCAUAAUUUCUUCAUACUUUGCGUCAAGUUUUGCACCAGUGAUGUAACUUCUGUUGAUACAAGGGAGGCCAAGGUGAUUGAGGAAAGCUUUGAACUUUGGGUGAUCUAGGGUAGAGAAUGACACAUGGCCACAGGACUCAUAGAACCACUCUGAGAGCAAAUCAAAAGCGGUAUCUAUUUGGGACUGGGUUAGUUGUGGUUUAUCAGGCUGGCUAGGGAAGACUGGCUCAGAGGAACAGAAAGCAGGGACCAUGGCCAGGGGAGCAAGCGGUGGAGGUAAGGCAAGCAGGUUGUGUUUUGUGGACUUGGGUCCGAUGCCAUUGUAGUUGACUUCAGGGUGUCGGAAGUUUGGGCAGCUCCCUCGUCUGAGAUGCUCCGUUGCGGUUCUAGAAGGAUUAGAAGCAGAGAAAAGGGCACUGCAGAGACCACACCGGAGUUUGACAGCUUUAGCAGUGCCUGUAUCUUGGUUCUGGAAGAGAAUAGGCUCCAAAUGAUACCAGUACCAAGCUCCCUUCCCUCUGAUGGCCCUUUUCCUAACCAUCACAAGUCCAUUAUACCUUUUCUGCAGAUUUCUUGAGAACAAGUCAUCUUCUUGAGCAGGAAACGUAGCUGCCAUGUCGCCGGAUCACAGAGAUCUAUUCCAUUCCUUGCUCAGCCACUGCCAGUAACGACCAGAAGUGUGGAGGUGAAAACUUCAGAAGAAAGAGCAUACACCCUCUCAACCUGGGAGGCCUUAAUAAAGGAUGGAAUGGUGUAUGGGACAAAAAGUGGUGGUUAUAAUGGUAGAAGCGCAUUCCAUUGCAUUUCAAUGCAAAGCAGUAAAAGUGGUUAAGCAGCUUUUGAUUAGAGAAAGACUUGAUAAAAAGCAUGAUGGUUAUCAUGGUGGGGUUGUUAAUCAAGUGUAGUGAGUGGUGUAAAUCCCAAAAGGAGGUUCAUUGAAAACAAACAAAAAAUAGACCAUUAUCAAAGGGAUGGUUGGUCACUGGUAACUCUUGGUAUGAGCUCAUUGUGAUGCAUUUUCCUUGUCCCUUGGACCUGAAACAAAGCUAUAUGCCAUAUUUGUUGGUGGGUGGUCAUAAUAGCUUCUAUCUGGCAUCUUCCACUUUUUUCCAUUUCAAUACAAAAUUAAAAAAAGGAAAUGGGUGAUGGUAGUAGACUUAUUCAA